Messenger RNA from Rotaria socialis, 843 nucleotides. Lineage: Eukaryota; Metazoa; Rotifera; Eurotatoria; Philodinida; Philodinidae. The record is from the annotation of a GenBank genome assembly.
AUGUCCGAUCAGCCACCUCCAGAAAAACCAAAGGCUAAAAAUUUCAGUCAUUUACAGUCGGAACCUGUACCAAUAUCAUUCCUACCGCAACAAUUUUUAAAUCAACUCUCAGCUGGCAAUGGCAGUGUGUUUCCGAUGUCAGCGAUGAAAACACCAAACUAUGCACCAAUGCAAAUGGGUAAUCUCGGAAAUGACAAGAGCAUCGCAAGUCAGCAAACACAACACGCGGCUAGCAGUAGUACCUCUACUGCUCUCGCUCUUGUAAAACCAGCAUCAUCAGGCCCCCACUAUUUAAAACCAAUGCUCUCACAACCAAUUGAUACAAGCAUAUUUAAAGGCUUCAAAUUUGUCACCCUUGACGGAAUGCUUGUGGAAACUCGUGAUGUGUACGAUAAAAUCAGUGGAACAUAUCAAUGGGAAAUGUGCGAAAAUCAAGAUGAACGUUGCAUUAAUUUGAUACGCGACAACUUUGCCAAUAAACGAGUAUUUCUCAUAACGUCUGGAGGACUUGGACAAAAAAUUGUUCCCAAGAUCCAUGAAUUAGCGCAAGUUUAUGCGAUCUAUAUUUAUUGCGUAAAUGUAAAAUUUCAUUCUGAAUGGGCAAAAGAAUAUACAAAAGUCCGUGUUGUGAGUGAUAAUGAUGAUUCUGAUUUAAUUCCACAAUUUGCUGUUGAUGUUGCACAAGCAAAUAUUGAUUGGGGUAACGGCUUCCUUAAACAAGGCAACCGCGAAAAAGCCAAAGAAAAAUUCAAAUUAGCUUCGGAUAAAUUAAAUAAUUAUGCUCGUAAUCAUGAUCCAGCUAUGGACGUAGAAAUCAAAAACAAAUUAGAAGAAUGUAAAUAA